This is a messenger RNA of Linum trigynum, 1106 nucleotides long. The record is from the annotation of a GenBank genome assembly. NCBI's taxonomy places the organism in Eukaryota, Viridiplantae, Streptophyta, Magnoliopsida, Malpighiales, Linaceae.
GUCGCUGCACAACCACCACUCCCUUUUCGUCGACAGUCGCCGUCCCUCCAAGCCUUCUAUUCACUUCCCCCCGCCGGGGAGCGGUGACCCACCCCACCCCGCUCGUCCACAUACAGCUCCGUGCUCUACAAUCCUCCCCCGCCUCCCCCGCCCCCGCCGUCCAAGACCGUAGAGUAAGAGUCCGAUGAGCUGGUUGCCUCCCCCGACUCCGUAAUCAAUGCCUCGGAGCUCAUGGAUCGCCUCGACGACGACAAUGACAAUGGCGGUGUUGAUUUUAAUUUGGGAAAAUCCCAGCCACCGAGGAGGAGUUCAUUCCCAAAUGAUGACUGGUUCGAGGAAUUAGGGAUUCUGGACCAACCGGCGAAAAAAUUGGGUUCUCCAUCGAAGGCGUUCUGGAAGCUUUUAUUGGAGGAAUGGUUUAUGAUGAAAUUGGGUUCGCAUUCAAUACAUUCCAACCCAAAAUCUAGCUGCUCCCCUCAACCAGUCUCCGCCGUCGACAAUAGCGACGACAACGGGGGAGGCGGCGAGAUUAUGGUGUUCUUCACGAAGAUGAGCCCUAGAGAUUUGGACGUUGACGCCUGUAAUUCGCACGUCGGGACAUGUGCUUACAUGAGCUUCGACAGAUUUUAUCUUGAUUCGCUCUUGUUGCCCGGUUAGAGGCUGAACUGGUCGAGUUUGAUGUGUCGGCCUAUGGUGGAGGUUCGCUUGGGCGGCGGCUUCUUGGUUGUCGUCUGUAGACUGUAGCUACUGGUCCGCCGCGGUCCGUGGGAGCUAUCUGCAGGUUGGCGGCGCCGGUGGGAGUAGGGUGACCGGUGGUGGCGAAAGAGAGGUCGAGGAGAGAAGGGUAUCGACGGGGAGGAGGACGGCGGGGAUAGAAAAUAAUUUAUUUUUACUUUUUUAAUAGUUGUAAAAAUGAUGUGGAAAUUGUGAGAAUUUAAAUUUUAUUUUUUAUUUAUUUUUUAGUUGCCACAUUAUUCAUUUAACGGUCAAUUAUCAGAGUUGACUGCCACAUCAGGUAAACUUAACGGAUACUAACGGAGGGUGACCAAACGUGAAACAUUUACCACUUUUAGUGACUACGAAUGGAAUAAAACACUUUUAAUGAC